AUGGGAAUCAAGGACCUCUCGAAAGUUAUUGCGGACAAUGCUCCUAAUGCGAUUAAGCUCAGUGACAUGAAGAACUAUUUCGGGCGCAAGGUGGCCAUUGAUGCCUCCAUGUGUCUGUAUCAGUUCCUAAUCGCAGUUCGUCAGGAUGGAUCACAGUUGCAGUCAGAAACUGGUGAGACGACGAGUCAUCUAAUGGGUAUGUUCUACCGUACUAUUCGUAUGAUUGAUAAUGGUGUGAAACCUUGUUAUGUCUUCGACGGAAAACCACCUGAUAUGAAGAGCGGAGAAUUAGAAAAACGUAGCGAGAGACGCGCUGAAGCUGAGAAAGGACUCAAUGAAGCUAAAGAGAAGGGUGACACUGAAGCUGUCGACAAAUUUGAAAGAAGAUUAGUUAAGGUCACUAAAGAACAAAAUAAUGACGUUAAAAAACUGCUUGAUCUUAUGGGUGUGCCUGUUAUCGAAGCUCCUUGCGAGGCAGAAGCGCAGUGUGCCGCUCUAGUGAAAGCGAACAAAGUUUUCGCUUCGGCAACAGAAGAUAUGGAUGCUUUAACAUUUGGCUCCAAUAUUCUCCUUCGUCACAUGACAUUUUCGGAAGCUAAGAAAGUUCCCAUUAAGGAAUUUUCCCUCUCCCGUAUCUUGACUGACCUCGACAUGACAAUGGAGCAGUUUGUUGACCUUUGCAUUCUUCUUGGUUGCGAUUACUGUGAGUCGAUACGAGGAAUUGGUCCGAAGAAGGCGUUUGAACUGAUAAAAACAUACGGGGAUAUUGAAUCGAUUCUAGAAAAUCUCGAUCAAAAGAAAUAUCCUCCUCCAACGGAUUGGCCGUAUCAACGCGCAAGGAAACUUUUUCUUACUCCGGAGGUGGCAGACUGCAGUGACAUAAAUUUAGUAUGGAAGGAACCUGACGUUGACGGAAUCAUCAGUUUUAUUGAGGACAGAAUACGAUCAGCAAUUGCAAAAAUGAAGAAGGGACGUGGAUCUUCAACGCAGGGUCGCAUCGAUAUGUUCUUUACUGUAGACAAGACUCUACAGUCAGAACCUACUUCUGCAAAAAGGAAGGCACAAGAAGAAAAGAAAGUAAUGAAGAAAAGAGGUCCUCCUCUCAAGAAAUCCAAAUAA
Messenger RNA from Angiostrongylus costaricensis, 1119 nucleotides. NCBI's taxonomy places the organism in Eukaryota, Metazoa, Nematoda, Chromadorea, Rhabditida, Metastrongylidae. The record is from the annotation of a GenBank genome assembly.